AUGUCCGCUGAAGAUCGCUACGGUGAUGUUGAGAAGAGGCAGCUAGAAGCCACGAUCCUGAGAAUGCAGGCACCUAGUUCUGUUGGAUCGGUGCUCACGGAUUUUGCGAAGCGGAAGCGGAUUUACAAAAUGCAACCAAGCUCAUGGUAG
This is a messenger RNA of Parastagonospora nodorum SN15, 150 nucleotides long. RefSeq lists its product as hypothetical. The transcript has 2 exons. The record is from RefSeq and is a predicted model, not a curated record. The coding region runs from base 1 to 150 and encodes 49 amino acids. NCBI's taxonomy places the organism in Eukaryota, Fungi, Ascomycota, Dothideomycetes, Pleosporales, Phaeosphaeriaceae.